This is a messenger RNA of Triticum turgidum subsp. durum (durum wheat), 516 nucleotides long. Lineage: Eukaryota; Viridiplantae; Streptophyta; Magnoliopsida; Poales; Poaceae. The record is from the annotation of a GenBank genome assembly.
AUGUAUGCAGAGCCCCACUGUCGCAAGAAUGGACAAGGAAAAGGGGAAGUAGAGGAGGAGGACAAGGAGAAGGAGAGAAGCUUGGUGUCCGUUAUGAAGACUAAGCUGCUUGUCCCAGGAAGUGGAAGGGCAAGGGCAAGGGUUGUGUCGCUGCCAAGGAAGCGGGCCAAGGAAUACGGCAAUGUCCCGCUCGCCCAGUUGUUAUUAAGGGCAAUGGAGCAUGAUAAGCAAGCGGAGAAGGAUUAUGAAGAGGAGGAAGAGAAUGGGGAGGACGAGGAUGAGCAAGGUACUCUGUUUGAGGAGGAGGAAGAUUCUCAUUUUGAUGUCAAAGCGCUGAGUGUUAUGCUACGCAAAAUUGCAUUGUUUGGCUCUCAACGUUCAAUAUUUUUGCUGUUUAAAGUUCAAAGGAGGAGCUGUCCAAAAUUCAAAAGCAAUGAUGCCCAAUUCUUUCUUAGUCAUAUUUGUUCCAUUUCUACACUUUGCAUAGAAGAAAGCUUAUUUUUUUCAUCACUAUGA